Molecule: messenger RNA, 807 nt
Organism: Talaromyces marneffei
Lineage: Eukaryota; Fungi; Ascomycota; Eurotiomycetes; Eurotiales; Trichocomaceae
Exons: 1
Coding region: 1-807 (268 amino acids)
Biological process (GO): phospholipid transport
Cellular component (GO): mitochondrial intermembrane space
Molecular function (GO): phosphatidic acid transfer activity
Source: RefSeq, a predicted model, not a curated record
AUGAAGUUCUUCGAGCUCUCCUCCACCUACGACUACUCCUUCUCCGCCGUUUCUCUUGCUUAUUUUCUUCGCUACCCGAAUCCAUAUUCCAAACAUGUUUUGACAUCUGAUGUCAUUGAACGCUAUGUCGAUCCGGACACCCACCGCCUGCACACGACACGAUUGCACCUCAAGAAAUCGAAGAUUCCGUCUACUUUGUUGAAGUUGUUGCCCAAGGGCAUUGGCGGAAGCGAGAAUUCGGGUCAAUCGUAUAUUCUUGAGACGACUGUGGUCGAUGCGAAGGAAGGAUGGAUGAAAACCGAGUCGAGGAACAUGGAAUGGACAGGAAUUCUGAGUGUUGUCGAGAAACAGCAUUAUGAACGUGAAAUGCCUCCAGAGGGUGAGAAGGUUAAUGUUCGAACCACUGUCACUUUUGUCUCCCGCUUAGGCCAGUCAAAGCUGCUCGGCCGAUCCCGAAAAGCAGCCGAGGAUUCUUCAGAGGUCGAAGAAGAAGCACCCAAAAGAGGCAUCUUUUCAUCGCUGUCUACUGCCGGCAUCCAGCGAACAAUUGAGCUCAUCGGUGUCACACGUACCCGAGAUGCUAUUCUUCGAAGCAAGCAAGGCAUGAACGUUGUCCUCGAACGACUUCGGCAUGGCGGUAUUGUCGCCGUUCUCGAAGGAAUGCGCCGAGAUCGUGAAGGCCUUCCUUCUACUAUGGCAGCCGGAGGCCCCAUGCGCUCAGACAGUACCGCCAUGUGGCGCCAAGCCUGGCUUGGGGGGUCCAACAAGGCCAACGGCCCGACAUACGUCGAAGAUGACGAUGAGUGA